CUCGGUUGCUUUUUUUGAACAAAGACCGUUGAUUUUGAACUCGCAUGUGAUAGUCAAUUCUAAUCCAACUUUAAACAUCAAAACAUCAAAAUGAAGGGAUCAGCUAACCAAAGAUGAAGGAGAAGAAGAGCAGGAAGAAAAGCCUUCUUUUUUACAAAAACUUUUUCGGGUACAGUCCCCCAUACAGUGUUCUCAUCGAUGGAACAUUUUGCAAAGCUGCUCUGCAGUUCAAGAUUAAUAUCAUGGAACAGAUGCCCAAAUACUUGGACGCUGAAGUAAAAUAUUUCACAACCAGUUGUGUCCUGGCUGAAUGUGAAGCUCUUGGGACUCUGUUGUAUGGGCCACUCAAAGUCUUACGUCAAUUCACAGUUCACCCUUGUCAACACUCAUCACCGCAGCCAGUGACAAAGUGCCUCAGAGCAGUGAUGAAAAAAAACAAACACAAGUUCUUUAUUGCCACACAGGACCAGGAGUUCACAGAAAAGAUCCGCAGUCUGUCAGGUGUUCCAUUGCUGAUCAUUGCCUACAACACGAUUAUCCUCGAGGCCCCUGCUGACAUGUCCAAGAGUGUGGCUCACCAGAAACUGGAGACAAAACUGGCCCCAUCAGAGUUCCAAAUGAGCAGGAUCCAGGAGCUGAAACGUGAGGCUUUUGGGGAAACUGAAGAGGUUGUGAAAAGGAGGAGAAAGAAAAUAAAGGGACCCAAUCCUCUUUCUUGCAAAAAGAAAAAAAAGAGGACUGCUGAAGAAAUUAAUGAGUUGAAGAAGAAAAAGAAGAAGAAAAAGAAGAAGAAAAAGGCCGCUGCUACUGUGACAUUAGAGGAAUUAACUCAACUUAGCUAGAUAAAUCUAUAUAUGUUUACUCUAGUGAAUUCAACAUUUUCAUCGUCAUCUUCAUCAUGCAUAUUUAGAAUGCAAUCAUCUUGGUGUUAACAUUAUAAUCACAUCAUAAUUGCCAUCAUUAUCAGUAGGUUUUAUUAUGCCAAAUAUUAUAAAUUAAAUAUUUUUUCACAUUCCUAAAAACAAAAUAUAAAUUGAAGGAAUAAGUUUAAAAGAACUUGCUUAUUUAGGGUCAAGAAUUAAAAACUCUUGUUUCAUCAAUUAUUUUCAGAUAAUAAUUUCAAAAGCCAAUGACACUUUUCAGCUUUUUACUACUCUGAGGUUGUAAUCGUAAAAUUACAAUGUUGGUUAGUUGAAUGAAUGAAUUCAACUACGAGAGUCCCUUUUUUCAUUCAAAUUCAAAAUAACUAGCUGUUAAAAGAGUGAACAUCUUUAGCAUUGCCAUCAGAGAAUCUGACUCUCACUGAAAGGAGCGGGGUACAAAACCCACACACUCAUUAUCAUAAAAGAAAUUAACUACCAUAAGAUCAAUUGCCAAAGGAUUUCCUCAUAAUACCCAUUUAUAUAUUUUGAUCGCACCAAUGUAGCAGCAUUAAAUAAAUAAAUUGUGUUUUUUCCUGUCUUGUUUUGAGUUUAUAAAGCUGUACGGGUUAAUUUGGAAAUAAAAAACAUCUUUUAAACAUCUUAUAAAUUACCACACCCCACAUUAUACCCCCUA
Molecule: messenger RNA, 1557 nt
Organism: Dreissena polymorpha
Lineage: Eukaryota; Metazoa; Mollusca; Bivalvia; Myida; Dreissenidae
Product: rRNA-processing protein UTP23 homolog
Exons: 4
Coding region: 114-842 (242 amino acids)
Cellular component (GO): small-subunit processome; nucleolus
Molecular function (GO): small ribosomal subunit rRNA binding
Source: RefSeq, a predicted model, not a curated record